Molecule: messenger RNA, 1817 nt
Organism: Serpula lacrymans var. lacrymans S7.9
Lineage: Eukaryota; Fungi; Basidiomycota; Agaricomycetes; Boletales; Serpulaceae
Exons: 1
Coding region: 124-1569 (481 amino acids)
Source: RefSeq, a predicted model, not a curated record
GGGAAAGGGAAAGGACGAGGAAAUGGGCAAGCUGCCACAGACGGUGAAGUUGAACACGUCGAUGAGACAGUGGUGCCGGUUAUAACGAGGAAGAAGUCGCAGACCGAUACGGAGAAAUCAGCUAUGCGGCCUGCGCUGGUGCGUUCGGUUUCUCCUGUACCGCAUGGAAAGACAUAUCAACCUCCUGCUGGGGAAACCUCGCUGUCGCGCUCAUCGUCCCUUUCGCGUGGGAGCAUCAUGUCUGCCCCGCCCAUGUCAAAUCCGUCAUCUACUAAAGCACGCCAGAGAAGGUCCACGACGGACACGAUUAUGGUUAGUGCGAAUGACCACGAAAGGAUUUGGGAUACUAGUACUGGGAAGGAUACCACCCCUCGUCGCGCAUCGUCUGAUACAUAUGGUUCUCCAACACCACGUGCGAACAAGGCUCUUUCAGAGUCUGGUUCGACACCAACCCCCAGAGGGAAAGGCAAGCAAAAGCAAAAAUCUGGUUCUACCCACACUAAUCAGUACCUGUCAGCCAACGGUAGUUCCAAGGACACGAGCCUGAUGAGCAUAGUGGAGAACGUCACACGUCAGAACAGAGAAGGAUGGAGUGCUAGCUAUGGUGUCCCACCCUCAAACGUAUUGAGGACUGCAGCUGGCGCGAGUCGACCUCAGAAUUCGUCCGGGGUUAAACUGGAAGUGCCCAAAGCUCCCUCGCCUGGUGUCCCUGUGAACAGGUCUACUGGACUAGAUGUCAAGGAUAACAUGGUCAAUGGAAAUGGGUCCUCAAAGGCACCAAUAAUGGAUAUUCCUCGUGCACCAGGAUCUGUCAUUCCAGCAUCCAGUACUGAACCUCCACCAUUGCAGCAUCCUCAGCCUAUUUCAGCUGCAUCGAAUGGCCAAUUACUGACGCCAGGAACAUCCAGUAUUAUCCGCGGCGCAUCGAGGCCUGCAAAAUCACCUUUACGUUCUGCGUUGAAGAACCCCAGCCGUACGCCUUCACCUGUACCUGACCAAAUAAUACACAGAAGGAGUGCUCAGGAGGAGCCUGGAGAACAACGUCGCGGGAGGACACCGGAGAGACAGGUUGCAAACGGAGGUCCACCACCACAAAUAUCGGCGUCACGUACGAAAGUGGCUGAUUCUGACACCAACUCGAUCUCGUCUUAUGCCACGGGACGGGAGAGCUUUGAAGAUGCUAAUGAUGUGCCGCCCCCGCCGCCCCCGCACGACCAUGAAGGUACAGCAUCGACCGCAUCGACUUCAACCGAGACCCAGCUUCCGCGAAGGAAGAGCGUGCGCGUGUCCCUGCAGCCUACGUUUUCGCCUACUCCACCUGCAUUGGAUGACGAAGAUGAUGACGAUGACGAUGAGAAAGCUGGGAAGGGUGGGCGAUAUGCACCGUGGGGGCCCAAUGGCAAUGGUGAGAAAGGCGGGGAGACACGUGAUGGGCGAACGUCCGAGGAAAAGGACGUUUGGGAGGAUUCGAGCGAGGAGGAUGAAGAAUAUCGUAGGGCAAGGAGGCUUUUGAUGCGUGUUGGGAAGAAGGGGAAGGGGAAAGGAAAGGGGAAAGGAAAGACGACUUGAGCUAUUAUUGCAGUGGUUUGUUGUUACACUAUGGGUCCAUCGCCAUUAAUAUUUAGUUUUUGGGUUCUUGUAGUACAUAUUGAAUUCCUCAUCAGUUCAGAUAUCUUUGUACAUGCUCUGAUACGUUCAGAUUUCAUGUCCUCACAACAGCAUCGUCUUGACCUGUACCAUAACAUAUCAACGUAUAUCAACGACAGGAAGUAAUAAGCAUCACAGCGUACUUAGAGGGUGAUGAGAAAGUUUUUGGG